Messenger RNA from Tripterygium wilfordii, 2340 nucleotides. RefSeq lists its product as uncharacterized. The record is from RefSeq and is a predicted model, not a curated record. The transcript has a single exon. Lineage: Eukaryota; Viridiplantae; Streptophyta; Magnoliopsida; Celastrales; Celastraceae. Gene Ontology annotation, molecular function: protein binding. Bases 1 to 2340 code for a protein of 779 amino acids.
AUGGAGAUCAUCAUCAAAACUGUAGCGGGGAAAAAGUUCUUCAUUUACGCCGAGGGUAGCAACACAAUCUUUGAUGUAAAGUCAAAAAUAUACGACAGGGAGGGAAUACCACCAGACCAGCAGAGACUAAUCUUUGGUGGGAGGCAAAUAGUGGAUGAGUAUACCUUGGAUGACUACAAAAUCGACAAGGGUCCUCUCUUCCUUGUUUUAAGGUUGCGAGGAGGAAAUCCAACACUACAAGAUGUUGCCUUGGAGGGGAUUGAAAGUGCCAAGCGUAAACUACUUCAAAUUGAAUCAUUUGUGUUAUUAACACCAUUCUUGCAAGCCUUUCUUGCUGUUUUUGGAUCGUUCAGGCAUCGGUCUCACAACAGAAUGCUCCAGUUCUUUAUAUGGAUAGCAUAUGUUCUGUCCACCUUCUUAAUAUCCUACACCAUUGGCAUGAUGCUAUCUGCUUCUUUCCAUAACGGAUUGUUUCCCAUAUGGGCAGUCCUUUUGUGCAUUGUCCUCGGAGGUACUGCUUCCAUAUCUGCUUACAGUAUUGGAGACAAUGAGUCUCAAAAGAAAUUUAAUUUUGAUAUUCUAGUCCGAGCCUUUUCAGUUAUGUGGUUCCUUGUUAUGAAAGGCAGUGAAGUAUUUACGUUCCCUUUGUAUCUCUUUUUGAUUCUGACUGCGAUCAAGACUUGGGAGAGGUCACGAGCUCUAAGAUCAGCUAGCAAAAUGGACGGGUUGGCAAAAGAGACAAAGUUGAUUGCAGAUUUCAUGAACUAUGAGCACAAGUUAAGAAAAGCAGGUGAAGUACUAGAUCCUACUUCCAUGGCAGGAUACAAGUACCUGGUGCGAGGGGAGGAUGAGAAUAAUGUGAAAGUUGUGCCACCACUCUACCAAAAGCGCCUUGAGAUUACAGAAGAAGUUAUCACAAUUGAGAAGAUAUGGCAGUGCAAAGGUCAGCUUCUAUGCUCUGGCACGGGAGACCCAGAUGGGCAACUUAAGGACAUUUGCCUCUCUUUCGCAUUGUGCAAGCUAUUCUGCUGUAGAUUUGCUGGAUACACAUUGCUCGAGCGCUCUCAAGAAAAGUUAACGCUUCUAACUCGUUCUGGUUUGCUUGCUUAUGGUAGCGAUUAUGAAAGACCAUUCAGAGUGAUUGAGGUGGAACUGGCAUUUCUUCAAGAUUUUUUGUACACAAAGUACCCCAUUAUUUUUCGACGCGGUCUCCCAAUCUAUAAAAUUAUUGAGCUUAUCAUUUUCAUGGUUGGUUGUUGUGUCGCAACAUCCGAGCUAAAGAACUAUCAAGCACCAGAUGGAUAUUUAAGCCUUCACACAGGUGCUGGCUGGAGAAUCGAUGUUGUUGUAACUACUGCAAUGAUAUGGGUAAUUUUUCUUACUGAAAUCAUGGAGCUUCUCUUUAUUUUAUUUUCAAAUUGGACUAAAAUGACAUUGAUAUCUGAUUAUGUCCGAAAACCGGCAUGGCAGAAGAACAAGUUUGUAGAAAAAGUAAUAGAAUUCAUAUGCAACAGACAAUGGUUAAGUCCAUGGGGGAGAGUGCUUGGCCAAUACUCUCUUCUUGAAUCCUUUGAUCAUAACCCCAGCAAGUUCCUGUACAAUUCUUUUACUGCUGCUUUUAUGGACAUUCCUUGCAAUGGUCAAAAAGAAAGGACUCCUAUCAAGUUGCCUGUGGAAGUGAAGCAACAAGUUUCUCAUACUCUAAACUUAACAGGUCGUCGAGUAGCAAAUGGUUUUACAUCAUUGAAUCGAAAUGGAGUCGCUCACAAGCUUGGCUGGGCUUGUAAACUUGAGUCACCUGUUCAUGUCAUUAUGGUAUGGCAUAUAGCCACCACCCUUUGUGAAAUAGAUUCUUCAAUAGGAGCCAAUCCAGAAGUGCAAAGAGAAAAAGAUUUUGUUGUGGCAGCUAGCUUGUCCAAGUACUGUGCCUAUUUGGUUGGAUUUUGUCCAAGAUUGUUACCAGUUCAUGCUUAUUCCGCGAAAUUUAUUUUCGAUCAGGUAGUUUGUGAAGCAAGGGAAGAUCUCAAUGGAUGUUACUCUAUGAAGAGUAGAUACGACGAAAUGAUUCUCUUAGCGGAACGUGAUCCUGAAGAAAGUACUAUAAUGAGAAGGGGAGCUGUGCUUGGUAAAAGACUGAUGGAAAUAAUUGAAGACUCACCACAAAGAUGGAAAAUUUUGGCUGAAUUCUGGGCAGAGCUGAUGCUGUUUUUGGCAAUCUCAGGUGAUGAAACAGCUCAUGCUGAACACCUAGUCAAAGGUGGAGAAUUUGUGACACACUUGUGGGUUUUGCUGCAACAUGCCGGCGUACUCGAGCAAGAAACAGCAGAACAGGAUGUUUGA